CUGAUGAAGCUGGCUCCUCAUGGCCAUGGCCAACCUGACCCACUCCUGGCCUCCCACGUUCUUCCUGCAAGGCAUCCCGGGGCUGGAAGCCUACCACAUGUGGCUCUCUGUGCCAGUGUCCUGCAUCUACGUGGUGAUCAUUGCCGGGAACUGCACCAUCCUCCUGGUGGUGGCCACAGAGCCAGCUCUCCACAGGCCCAUGUGCUACUUCCUCUGCAUGCUGGCAGCUAUUGACUUGGCAGCCUCCACCUCCGCCCUGCCCAAGAUGCUCUGCAUCUUCUGGUUCCAGGGCGGGGAGAUCCAAGCCGUUGCCUGCCUGGCCCAGAUGUUCUUCAUCCAUGCCUUGUGCAUGAUGGAGUCAGCGGUGCUGCUGGGGAUGGCGCUGGACCGCUAUGUGGCCAUCUGCUUCCCGCUCAGGUACAGCUCUUUCUUCUCCAGCUCACUGGUGGCCAAGAUGGCUGUGGCCGGCAUAGUCAGAGGAACGCUGCUGAUGGCACCUUGCCCUUUCCUGAUCCGGAGGCUGUCCUACUGCCGGACCAACGUCAUUCGCCACACGUACUGUGAGCACAUGGCAGUGGUCAAACUGGCCUGUGGGGACACCAGCAUCAACCGCACCUAUGGGCUGAGUGUGGCUCUGAUCGUCAUCGGAGGAGACCUUCUCUGCAUUGGGCUCUCCUACUUCUUCAUCGUCCGUGCGGUGCUCCGUCUCUCUUCCCGCGAGGCGAGGCACAAGGCUUUCGGCACCUGUGGCUCCCACCUCUGCGUCAUCUUGAUCUCCUACAGCCCUGCCCUCUUCUCCUUCUUCACCCAUCGCUUUGGCCACUCCGUGGCCCCCCAUAUCCACAUCCUGCUGGCCAACCUCUACCUCCUCUUCCCUCCCAUGCUCAACCCCAUUGUGUAUGGAGUCAGGACCAAGGAGAUCCGGGAACGGGUCACCAGGGUUUUCCUCCCAGCAGGGUCAUGGUGA
Messenger RNA from Podarcis muralis (Common wall lizard), 967 nucleotides. NCBI's taxonomy places the organism in Eukaryota, Metazoa, Chordata, Lepidosauria, Squamata, Lacertidae. The record is from RefSeq and is a predicted model, not a curated record.